This is a messenger RNA of Capsicum annuum, 1685 nucleotides long. RefSeq names its product probable protein phosphatase 2C 24. Gene Ontology annotation, cellular component: cytosol; nucleus. The record is from RefSeq and is a predicted model, not a curated record. Bases 175 to 1428 code for a protein of 417 amino acids. NCBI's taxonomy places the organism in Eukaryota, Viridiplantae, Streptophyta, Magnoliopsida, Solanales, Solanaceae. Gene Ontology annotation, biological process: protein dephosphorylation. The transcript is spliced from 4 exons. Gene Ontology annotation, molecular function: protein serine/threonine phosphatase activity; cation binding.
CACCGAAAGCGACUUCCUUUAAAUGGGGGUCCUCCCUUUAUCUACCAUUAAUAAUUUCUUACAUUUCAGUUCUCUCCAUUUCAUCUCUUUGUUUCCUCUGCUUAAUUUUUCUAGCAAAUGGUUCCCUAAACUGCUUAAGGAACUUCAAUUUUCUCAAAGUGAACAAGGAAGUGAAUGGCAGAGGUUUGUUUUGGAGUUGUUACUGAAACUGAAACAUCGCCGCCGUGUCAGUCGAAUUCACGGCCGGUGAGGAGGAGGAGGAGGAGAAUGGAACUCAGGAAAUUAAAUAUAAUCACAUCGGAAACGGAGAGCGGAAUUAAACGUCCAAAAUUAAAGCUUCUAUCAGGUUCCGUUUCAAGAAUUUGUGAUAACGCUUUGGAAAAUUGCAGCUCUGAUGAAGAAAGAGAAGACCAACUGAUAUUAGCAGAAAGUACUAAUGGAGGUUCACCGCCUAAUAUUAUUUUGGCACCAAUUUUGGGUUCUUUGAAUUCUACUCUUGUUAUUCGAUCAGUUUUAGCUUGCCCGAAAUUCGGGUUCUCUUCUGUUUGUGGAAGGAGGAGAGAUAUGGAAGAUGCAGUUGCAAUUCAUCCCUUUUUUUCUCAAAUGGAACAAGAAGAUGGUGGAGAAUUGCAUUAUUUUGCCGUUUAUGAUGGUCAUGGUUGCUCUCAUGUGGCGAUGAAGUGUAGAGAGAGAUUACACGAGCUAGUGAAGGAAGAACUAGAGAAGAAAAAAGGAAAUAAUGAGGCAGAGUGGUGGGUGCAUGCAAUGGACCAAAGCUUUAGUCGUAUGGACAAAGAAGUAAUUGAAUGGAACAAGAAGAGUGUUAUUGGGGCCACAUGCCGGUGCGAGCUACAAACACCGGAAUGUGACGCUGUGGGUUCAACUGCGGUUGUCGCAGUUGUAACACCUGACAAGAUUAUUGUUGCAAAUUGUGGUGAUUCUAGAGCUGUUCUUUGUCGAAAUGGCCAAGCUAUACCUCUUUCUAACGAUCAAAAGCCGGAUCGUCCAGAUGAACUUCAUCGGAUCCAGGAGGCUGGUGGCAGAGUGAUCUACUGGGAUGGCCCUCGUGUUUCAGGUGUUCUGGCUAUGUCGAGAGCCAUUGGUGAUAAUUAUUUGAAGCCAUAUGUAAUAUGCGAGCCAGAGGUGACAAUAACGGCUCGAACACCGGAAGAUGACUGUUUAAUUCUGGCAAGUGACGGAUUAUGGGACGUAGUGUCGAACGACACUGCAUGUGGCGUUGCCGGGAUGUGUCUGAAAGGGAAUGCGCCUUCAUCUGUGCCGGAAAAUGGAGCCUGCGGCAGUGAGAUGAGUUUCGAUCAGGAUUGCUCUGAUGCAUCGAUGCUUUUGACUAAACUAGCCCUUGCCAGGCAGAGCUACGACAAUGUCAGCGUCGUUGUGGUUGAUCUGAAGAACAAAACGGAGAGCUAGCUAGUUAGUAUUGAAGUCUCGUUUUAGUGUUUUCAUGGGGUUGGUUGGUUAAGGUGGUGGUAGGUUUUAGAUUAGUUCUUAAGAGGUUUGAAAUUGGAAGAAAAGGGGAUUGAGGAAAAAAGGGUUUCCUCAAUUAGGAGUUUUUAGCCUUGUUUCUGCACUGUUUAAUGUGGAAGAUUGUAUUAUGUACAAAUUAAGAUUAUAAUAUCUAGUUUAAAAUUUUAGUUUGCAUAUUAAAAAUUCAUGUUAAUUCCAAA